Molecule: messenger RNA, 834 nt
Organism: Triticum turgidum subsp. durum (durum wheat)
Lineage: Eukaryota; Viridiplantae; Streptophyta; Magnoliopsida; Poales; Poaceae
Source: the annotation of a GenBank genome assembly
AUGGUCGGGUCGGCACAAAUCGCAAAGAGCCUCAGGAACCGCAAGCGGAGAGGCUUGCCCUCCAGCCAGGGGUCCAACCAAAACUGGGUCCCAGACCCAUUGUCAACCGAGAAACGAGUGAUCAGCAUUACCAGGGCCGUGCUGAACAGGGCGAUCCACUUCGCCGAGUCGGCCAUCGCAAAGGAGGCAGCUCUCCACCUCGGCAUCCAGCGCGAUCAGACCUUCAUCGCCGACGAGCUCGAGAUGAUGCAGGGCUUCCUAAUGGCCGCGCACGACGACCGUGACAGCCACAACAGGGUGGUGAAGAUCUGGGUGAAGCAAGUCCGCGACGUUGCCUACGACGUCGAGGACUGCCUCCAGGACUUUGCUGUCCGUGUGACGGUGAGGAGGUCCUGGUGGCGUUCCCCUCGCAAGCUGCUGCACCGGUGGCACGUGGCCAAGAAGAUGAAGGAGCUCAGAGCCAGGGUUGAGGAUGUCAGCCAGAGGAACCUGCGCUACCACCUCAUCAAGGCAUCCAAGCCAAUCUCCGCUGAUGAGCAGUCGUUGGCCGUCGCUAGUGCAACCAUGUCUGACAUUGACGAAGUAAGGCGGCAACAUGAAAAGGCAAAAGUGGGUCUCAUUUGGCUCAUCAGCAAGAAGGACAAUGACCUUAGAGUCAUUGCGGUGUCAGAGACAAAUGCUAUCGGUCUUGGAGAAACCUCCAUCGUCAAAAGAGCCUACGAAGAUCUCAAGAUACACAAGAAAUUCGAGUGUUUUGCCUGGAUAAGCGCGAAUGGCGACUACUCCACCAAUUCUGCCUACCUGGCCACCUUCCACGGCUCCAUCCAUUGUUAG